GGUAUGUCGAUCCAAAUCCGACGGUGAAAGAUUUAUACCCCAAAUCAUCAUUGUCGUCCUGACGUCUUUUCUCUUCUCUUCAAACCCUAGCUGCCGGACUGCCGCCUCCCCUCAUUCCGUAACCUCCGACGCCUGCUUGCUCUCUCAGAGUAAUCUUUAAUUUGGAGUUGUAGAUUUCCUUUUCCCGGCCAAGAUGUUUAUGAUUAAACCCAGAGGAUUCUGCAAAUUUUUUUGUCCCCUGUUGCUGUUGCUCUUGGUUAAGUAAUUCAUAGAAGAACAAGUCGUCAAAGAACACUAUGGUUCGGGCAUAUUCUCAAGAACACACUUACAAGCAUCCAUGGGAGCGGGUGACUUCUGCGUCGUGGCGGAAAUUCGCUGAUCCAGAGAACAAGCAUACUCUAUCGCACAUUCUUGAGGUCGACACUCUAAGCCACAAACUCGAACCGAGUGGGAAACUACACACAACUCGUGCAAUAACCAUUCAUGCCCCCGGCCCGUGGUUUGUCCGAAAGAUCAUUGGCCAAGACAUAUGCCAUUGCGUCGAAUCAACUCUUGUGGAUGCGAAGUCGCGGUCGAUGCAGCUAGCCACGCGGAACAUCAGCCUCCAAAAGUUCAUCGAGGUUGAAGAAAAAAUCAGGUAUGACCCCCACCCAGAAAAUCCGGACGGAUGGACACUUUGCAGGCAGGAAACAACGAUAAGGAUAAAGCCUCUGUCGGCAUUGGCAUCGAUGGCGGAGAGGAUAGAGCAGAAAUGCGUCGACAAGUUUCAACAUAACAGCGCAAAGGGGAGAGAGGUGAUGGAAAGGAUGUGUAAGUAUCUCGAAGCUGAAUCCCGAGGAAUAUAUCGCUAGCUAGCUGAAUCACGGUAAACCUGUUUUUUGGCACUGGUCUUACAGGUUUUGGAUCUUAUAUAAAUACGAUAUAUAGUACCAUCCCCCGAAAAACUGUCUUAACCACCGAUGUCCCGGUUAGUUCCUUUGUUGCGGCGUAAAGUAGUGAGUUUAACAUGUAAUGUAAUAGCCUCUUCUCUUCUCUUGUGCUGUGUUGUGUUGUGUUGUGUUGCGACAGACAGACAGCUAUGGUCAUUGGAUGUCGAUGAUGUUGUUGAUGGAAUGGAAGGAGGAAUAAAUUUGUCCUUUCCUUACAGAA
This is a messenger RNA of Andrographis paniculata, 1149 nucleotides long. RefSeq lists its product as uncharacterized. The transcript has 3 exons. The record is from RefSeq and is a predicted model, not a curated record. NCBI's taxonomy places the organism in Eukaryota, Viridiplantae, Streptophyta, Magnoliopsida, Lamiales, Acanthaceae. Gene Ontology annotation, cellular component: mitochondrial intermembrane space. Gene Ontology annotation, biological process: phospholipid transport. The coding region runs from base 297 to 851 and encodes 184 amino acids. Gene Ontology annotation, molecular function: phosphatidic acid transfer activity.